UCCAAGAAUAAAAAGUAUAAAUAAGUUAAGUAGGGUGAGAGAUAUGGUACUACUGAGCUGCGCAUGCAUGUAAACCCUUUGGAGCAGGUACUUUUGCCCUAGCUAACUAACUGGUUAAGUUCAAUCACCAGUUUCCUUAAUUCAAAAGAUUAAUUUCGUGAAAGUUUUUCAGAGAAGGAUGGAUCAAGAAUCAUUUCCUAUGGCUGGAGGAGACGACCAAUACAGCUACAGUAAAAAUUCCGGUGCACAGGGGAAGGCAGCCGAUACUGUCAAGGGAAUGCUGAUUGAUGCCAUACUUGAAAACCUACACAUUGGAAAUCAUCUGUCACAAGGAAAUGUUGUUUCAAACUCAUCAUUUUCCAUUGCUGAUCUAGGUUGUUCUGUUGGCCCCAACACAUUCAUCGCGAUCGACAAUAUUAUGGAGACUGUGACACAAAAAAUCAAGAACGAAGGCCAAUCUUCUUCGCUCCCGGAAUUCCAUGUCUUCUUCAACGACCAUGUUUCAAACGAUUUCAACACUCUCUUCGUCAACCUUCCCCCGAAUAGGCAAUACUUCGCAGUUGGAGUUCCCGGAUCAUUUUAUGGAAGAUUGUUCCCCAAGGCAUCCCUUAAUUUUGUUUACUCUGCGUACUCCGUCAUUUGGCUUUCUAAGGUACCUGAAGGCAUAGCCGACUUGAAUUCACCUAUAUUAAACAAGGGAAGGAUGUACUAUUCGAAUGCGCCUAUUGAAGUUGGUCACGCAUAUUCAGUUCAGUAUGCAAAAGACAUGAAGUGUUUUCUGGAUGCUCGAGCGGAAGAGCUCGCUCCUAGAGGCUUACUGGUGCUUCUUGUUACCGGUCGUCCGGAUGGGACGCUUCCAAGGGAAUGUUCUUGUGGCCCGCUUUACGAACGAGUUGAAUCUUGCCUUAUAGAUAUGGUAAAUGAGGGGUUAAUAAGCCAAGACAAACUGGACACUUUCAACCAUCCAACGUACAGCCCAUCAAUGGAGGAGCUGAGUGAGCUAGUACACGAAAACGGGUGUUUUGAGAUUGCAAGACUGGAAAAGCAACCUCGGGUGUCCCCCUCUUAUAGUACAACAGGAGAGGUUAGAGCCGGCAUGGGAAGCCUUCUCACAAACCACUUUGGCUCUGAAAUUUUAGAUUCGCUUUUCGAUCGGUACUCAAAAAAAAUCGAAGCACAACCGCGUCCGGUCCUCACUGCUGGUGUUGAUGAUAUGGCUUACACAUUAUUUGUCGUUCUCAAGCGAAAACAUUGAGAAAAUAAAGAUACGUUGUCCAUAUUCAGUUGAUCUGUUAUAUGUUCUGUUCUUAGUUGUUGCUCUAUUGCUUUCGUUGUAACUUGUAAGGAAUAAAAGUUGGUGGUGGAUUUGUUAAUUUCUCUUCCACGUUGAAGGUUGGAUUAUGAAAACUAGUUAUUGAGAUUGUUAUAUAAUUGAAAAAUCUGAAGGCAAUGGUGUUGUGAUUGGCUCA
Messenger RNA from Malus domestica (apple), 1469 nucleotides. Its product is annotated as loganic acid O-methyltransferase-like. Gene Ontology annotation, molecular function: S-adenosylmethionine-dependent methyltransferase activity. The record is from RefSeq and is a predicted model, not a curated record. Gene Ontology annotation, biological process: methylation. Lineage: Eukaryota; Viridiplantae; Streptophyta; Magnoliopsida; Rosales; Rosaceae.